AUGCAUCUAUGGAUACGAUCGUCAACCAUUGCAAAAUAUCCACAGUUAACACGUAGUAAGUCAAAUUUCUAUAACUUCGUCCAAAAAAAUAUGAAAAUUGCUCGACUUUUUGCACUAUUUUUGGCGCUUCUUAUUUUCAACUCGACAUUUAGCACUAAAUUCAUCCUCAAAACCUUACAAAAUGACGAUAAGUUGUCGAAUUAUGUCUGCAAAGUCACUAAAGACAUAAUUUCGUCCAAAAGUGACACUCAGGAUGUCCUCAUUGGAAAUUUGGGUGGGAAAAUGUGGUCGUUAACUGUCAAUGACAUAACUGGAUGUAUUGGAAGUCUAAGUGCUGUAGUUGUUACUAAUUUUGAGGAUGUUAUGACUGAAAAGACCCUAAAUAAGGCAGCUGUGAUGAUUGUAAUGUUUGGUGACGUUAAUCAGGUUUUGAUGCAAACAUUUCUAAAAAAGUACAUAAAAUCGACUGUAUGGAACCACUCAGUCAAACUAAUCGGCAUCGUUAAAGAUCAAAUGACGUGGAAACAACAGAUGGUAAUCAUCAAUCACCUGACUCAAUAUAGCUUCCUGAAUUUCGCAUUAAUUGCCAACAUUAAUCAAAGAAUUUUGACUAUCACAAUGAACACAUUCCUUGGUAUUGUCCAUGUCACUGAUAAGCUCCUAAGUGGAGAUUUAUUAUUUCCUGACAAGCUUAAAAAUCUUCAUAAUUAUCCAUAUCGAGUCCCAAUUUGCGAACAAAGUCCACGCGUAGUCAUUCAGAAUAGAGUCGUUCAGUCCCCGUGGAUUUAUUUCCUGAUUGAAGUGACAAAGCUUCAAAAUGCUUCAGCUGAUGUUGAUCUUGUUGAUGACUGUAGAGAGUUAAUUACUUUGUGGAAAGAACGCAAAAUGGAUUUGAGUAUCAACACUGCUGUUGUAUUUCCAAUCGAUUCAAAUCCUAAGUUGUUGACUUAUGAGGAGAACAGCUAUUGUGCAUUAGUUCCAUUGCCUCCUGAAACUUCAUCUUAUCAUCUGACUUUCCUUGACCCAUUUGAUGGACUAACUUGGAUGUUCUUUGUUCUCACUAUGACUUGUUCUGUUGCUGUCUGGUUGAUGUUUCGUCAUCGUGGUGCUGUCGAUUCUCCUUGGCUACUUGCUUAUAGCAUAUUUGUCAUGUUCAUUGGACAAGGCGUUCAUUUCAAUCCACAUAAUCGUUUGGUGCUUGUCAUUCUACUGCAGUUGAUGAUUUUUAUGAUUUUUGUCCUUAGUUCUGCUUACGAAGGUGUCAUCACAUCCUUUAUGAUCCAACCAAUCCAAGACAAUAGACUUGAGACUUUAGAUGACCUAGUUGCAUCAGAUUAUGAGAUCUUUUGUCCAGAUGCAUUUAUAUAUAUCAUCAAGAACAUUGGAAUGUACAAUCAGCUAAAGGCACGACUAAAUACAUCGAGGAUGGAAGUGAGUGGACAAUUUGAAGAAGAAAUAUUGCGCCAAAAAUCAGUUUUUGUUAUGGAGUGUGAUCGUGCUGAAUUAAUAUUGGGUUAUGAGAUGGACAAUGACCAAAUACUUUAUGACUAUUAUUAUAUAUUGAAGCAUAAGCUGUUUCCUCAAUUUGUCCGACUGGAAGCAAGUUAUCUUAAUCCGUUUAUUGAAAGACUUCAGGAUUACAUGGACAUUUCUUUCCAAGCUGGUUUGCUUCACAUUUGGAAGGUUUUUAUGCAUCUAAGUGAUCUUGAUCAGUUUAGUCAUAAACCAUUGAUAAGUUCUAACAUCCUUAAACUUGAAAACUUAAUUCAAGUGUUCAGCGUACUUGUAAUUGGUUAUGUGCUGUCAGCAGUUGUGUUGCUUAUUGAAAUCUUCUUUUAUGACACUCUGAAGAAUUUAAAACUUGCAGUUCUCGCACAGAAAUUGAGAAAUCGAGUAAGUCAGAUGGCAUAUAAGAAGAGGAAGCAGCCAAAGCAUCCAAAAUAUCAAAAAGGUGCACUUUACUACAUUAUUCAUAGACGCAAGAGAGUCAAGAGAUUGAGGACAAGGAAGUUGAAAGUUCGAAGGAUUUAUGUCCAGCCUAGGUUUCCUAUGGAUUAA
Messenger RNA from Chironomus riparius, 2058 nucleotides. Lineage: Eukaryota; Metazoa; Arthropoda; Insecta; Diptera; Chironomidae. The record is from the annotation of a GenBank genome assembly.